GGAUCAGCGACGGAUUAGGUAGUGGGACUAAAUUGUGGUGAUGCGACUCGAAAGGGUAGAGCAAGUGAAGCGAGGUGUCGGAACCAAGAAGAGCUAGCGCGCUAGACUCGAGAUCCGCCCCCGAGAUCUUUAUCGAUAAGGAAGCUGCAUUCAUAAAUUUGGAGCAGGCGGGUCUUUUGCUCAGUGAACAUCCUCCGAUGGCUUUUAGGAAGCGCAAUAUCGCGCUGACACGCUCUCCUUCCGGUGAAGACACCUCGGCCUCUCCUUCGUCCCCUUCUCCAGUACCCACACCCGUCCGACCCCCUCCAGGUGUUCGCCCAUCGCCCAUCGAUGGCCGCCUCACCACCUCAACCGGCACACCCUCACUCGACGGCGUCCUCGCAGGGCACGCGGGCUUACCGCUCGGUAACUCUAUACUUAUCGGCGAGAGCGGGACCACUGACUAUGCGGGCGCCCUUUUGAGGUUCUAUGCCGCGGAAGGCGUGGUGCAGGGCCACAAGGUGCACGUCGUGGGCAUGGGUGAGGUGUGGGGGAGGGAAUUGCCUGGCAUAGCAGAGGACAAGGAGGAUAGGAGGAAAGAGGGGAAGGAGAGGGCGGAGAAGAUGAAGAUUGCGUGGCGGUAUGAGGGUUUGGGGCAGUUUGAGAGUGCGAGAGGCGCUCCAACUCCGAAUAGAAGUCCAUCGCAAGUAGAAGGCGCCCACGGAGAGGUAGCGGCUGUGUUCUGCCAUACGUUCGAUCUGGCGAGACGGCUCACACUCCCUGUUGGUACAGCCAUCAACUACGUGCCUAUCCCGCGAACCUCCUCGCCCUUUCCAGCUAUCCUCCAGGGUAUACAGCGACAGCUCGCUUCGACGCCGCCGAACACCAUUCAUCGUCUCGUUAUCCCAUCCCUCCUCUCACCGGCGAUAUAUCCUCCGAUAUCCUCACAUCCCUCGUCGGUACUUCAAUUCCUGCACGCCCUGCGGGCCUUAUUGAGGCAAUAUCCCACGCGACUAACCGCCAUCAUCACACUCCCCUUAUCCCUAUACCCGAGAACGGCCGGCCUCGUUCGCUGGAUGGAGAUCCUCUCCGACGGUGUCCUCGAACUAUCCCCGUUCCCAUACUCGCAUAUGCAAACCCUUGCAACGUCAGCCGGUACGACCAAAGACGAAGAAAAGCCGCAGGGCAUGCUUGCCGUGCACAAGCUGCCGGUGUUCCAUGAGAAAGGUGGUGGAGGCGGUGCUGAUGGGUUGGGCGAGGAUCUCGCGUUUACGCUGAGCAGGCGCAAGUUCGUGAUAGCGAAGUUUAGCUUGCCGCCAUUGGAGGGUGACCGUGAAGCGCAGGAAGAAGCGGGGAGGGAGAUGAGCGGCGGAAACGCGAUGCCGAGGAAGGAGGAGCUCGAAUUCUGAAAAGCGCAGUUGUCUGGCUCGGCUGUCGAAGAUAUACCCCGUAGAAGACUCAAAUGGCUAGCGAGAUUUGGCUGAGCAUCGUGAUAUGCCA
Messenger RNA from Trematosphaeria pertusa, 1479 nucleotides. RefSeq names its product paxneb superfamily protein-like protein. The record is from RefSeq and is a predicted model, not a curated record. Gene Ontology annotation, cellular component: cytoplasm; transcription elongation factor complex; elongator holoenzyme complex. The coding region runs from base 198 to 1388 and encodes 396 amino acids. Lineage: Eukaryota; Fungi; Ascomycota; Dothideomycetes; Pleosporales; Trematosphaeriaceae. Gene Ontology annotation, biological process: tRNA wobble uridine modification. The transcript is spliced from 2 exons.